ACCAUGCGGGGAAGAAGACUAAAAGACAACAAACUGAAAACGUCGUAGAAGUAAUGUUGUUUUCAAAAUGGCCGAAAUGUGUUGGAAUUCGUGAGGCAAGUCAUCGCUCAAGUGAAUUAAAAUGUGAAUCACUUGUGACGUACCUAAAAAAAAUUGGAAGCAGGAGAUGUUCAGCUACAGAGACCCAACAGGUUGCUAUGGAGAUCAUAAUGUUGACUCAUACCCUCAAAAUGUUGAUGAAACUGAAAAAAUGUCCUCAACAUCUGCACCGGGCCUGUCUUCAUGGAACAUGCACCCAUCAGGCUCUACAACCCAUGGCUCACCACACGGGGUCCACCCAGGUCAGACCCAGCCAGCACAUGCAUCCCACUCUUCGGCAACCACUCACUAUCACGGAACUUCAUUUCAUCACCAUACAGGAAAUGCUGGAAUGGAUUCCUAUGCAUAUUCCAUACCACAGGUGCCUCAAAAGGACUCUGAACCGAUAACGAGCAAGGAUUUGAUGAGGUCAUCAUCGCCUCCACCAACACGUAGCGCCGCUGUAGCUGCUGCCGCAGCUGCAGGUGCUUGGCAGAACAAUCGAUCCCGUACAAGAUAUCCAGCUGCUGUUACAAAUGGUGCAUUUGUGCCCUAUCCGACUCCUUACUUUGAUUUGGAAGGAAACAGCCACAGUAUGGUCCAUGGUACACAUGGGAGCCAUAGUUCCCACGGUCAUUCAAUACCCAGAAAGCAGUCAUGGUCAAGUGAAGGGCCGUAUACAAAUGUACCUAGUGGUCAGUUCCAGAGAGAUGCCCCUUCAAUGAUGUACAGUGAUAAUGUCAGGGGAAACGUUUCAAGUAGCAUCAUUAGGCAUACAAGUGUUGCAGGAAUGGAAGCAAGAAAUUCAACUUCUCACCAGCAUCAAGUAGUUCAUCAACAUGUUCACCAGCAACAGUCAUCUCUUCUGCAACACCAACACCAACAUUCUCAUCAGCUGCUGUGCCAAUUAGUUCAGAAAGAACGUGAUGCACAUCGAUUACCUGGCUACCAAGAUACUAGACAUCCUGGUGUUCGAAACCAUAUACCAGGAUACCAUGAAGCAAUUUUUCCACAACACCAGCAUCCUCAAUUCUGCAAUUCACAAGAAAUGUUGCGGAAGGGACCUAUGCCAGCGUCUAUGGAGGGAGACCGUCGAAGUGCUUUCACAGCAAGACAAGCCCCUUCAUACAAUCACAGCAACUGGAACAAAAAUGCAGGUCCAUUCCUACCAUUUCCACCUCAUCAGAUGCUACCCUCACACAGGAGUGCUGCUUCUGCCUUUCAGCCUUGCAACAAAGCUGGGGAACCCGAAAUGUACCCUGAUGGUAUCAUGUGGUCUAAAUCAGGACAAAUGGAUCAUGGAAGCCACAUUCAAAUGUCUGGACAUACAUGGAUGCCUAAUCCUCAAUCGCAAAUGUUCUUGCCAAGGCAAAUGAACAAGCAAAGUCAUAUCACAAGUAAUACAAACAUGUUGGGCCUUGACCCAUGUCAUUUGGGUCCCCACGCUAUGAUGCAAGGGCCUGGAGUCAGACAAACUGGUACUGGAGGCCCCAUACCAAAAGGAAAUGCCAUGCCUGUUGCAUAUCAUCAACAGCAACAACUUGAUAUGCACAACUCUCAUUUAAGAACUCAAAUGAUGAAUCCACAGCAUUCAGCUCCUCAUCAGUCCAUGCAACAGCCUCAGAUGAUGUCGAGCCCAAUGUCAAGCUCGCAACACAGCCCUAUCGUCUCUAGCCCUCAUAACAGUAUUCACAGUCCCCAUUUAGUGAAUCCUUGUUCUCAACAGCAGCAACAGCAGUCUCAGCAGCCAGAAUCUUUGCUUGUUUCUGAUGACGAGAACAGAAAAGAAAGCGGUGCGUCUAGUCAAUCUCUUCGUAAUUGUCUUGAUGUCCGGCAGUUUUUUUCUCAUUGGAAUGAAGAUGCUGAUGUUGGUACACCAAGACCUUGCGUGGAUGAAGGAGAAACAACUGAAAAUUUGGAGCAGCCUCUUGAUAUGACAGAAGAAGGGGCUUUAGUAGUACUUGAUUGCCGGUCACUCCCAAGGGAAGAGGCUGCCAACUUGCUCACCAUGUACCCAGGCAUCAAUCUUAACCAAGUCUCUGGAGCUGAGGGGCUUCUUUCAUGUACAGAGGAUGGAAUGUUCAACACGUCUUCUGACACAGCUCAGGGUGUCCUUCAAAACCUUCUGGACAGUGCCUGUGGUACAAGUUCAGGUAGCAAUUCCACUACUGUGUCCUCACCUGUUGUCAGUCCAACUGGUCAGAGUGGUGCUCGCAGCUUGGACAUGCUUCUAAAUGCAGCUCUUCCUACACCACCUGCUUCACAAGAACAUAACUUGGUGCAAACCAACUUGCCUCUUAGCACACCUGUACCUGGAACUGCAGUUGGUUUGAGUAGUCCUUUAUCAACGCAAAUGGAUGAUACCAUCAGACCAUCACUCAUGGAUGCCUCAGGAUUUGGAAUGCUCUCUCCCACCUCUCCUGCUGUUUCUCUCAAGUUUGCAAGCACAACUGUGAACACUCCCUUUGUGAAAUUUCCACCAACUGAUGACCCUCCUUCAGUUAUCCAAACAAAUAAGGAACAUCCUGGCUUUAGUUCAACACAGCAAUAUUUGAAUGAUAAGGGGGAGGCUGAUACCGUACCAGCUUCAACAGAAGAUGCAAUGAAAAGAAGUAUGCCUCUCUUAUUUGACGAGCCAGAAACCCCUUGCCCUGAUGUCACCAGAAUUCCAUUAAAUUCUCAGCCAAAGAUUGCUCCAUCCCCUGCUUUAUCUGAUGCAAGCACUGAAAGUAAAAGAAAAGCAUCACUUAGAGCAUUUCGUAAACGUAAGCUUAACAGUCCAGAUCAGGAUAUUCAAGACAGUUUUGAUUCCCAUUCACAAGAUGCGACAAAUAUGAAUCCCAAAAACUCAUCUUCAUGUUCAACAUUAGAAAGUGACCAAGCAGUAGAACGCUCAAAAUGGGCAUUUGCUCAAAUCAGUGAGAAUGCAAAGAAUUCCUGUUCUAAUAAUUCAAGUACCAUGAAAUCUCCUCAUGAUUGGGAACCAAGAAACUUUUCAAGUUUUGAAACUGUCAAAGAAUUGCCUGCUAGUCAGAGAAAGGUGGAUAAAAGCACAACCUCUGUUAAAUGCAGCUUUGAGAGUCAAAAGUCUGACAGCACAAAAUUUGACAAGAGCACAUCACCAACUGUUUUCCUAACCCACAGGGAUACUCAAACUGAGGAAACUCGUGGUCGAAGGAAGAUAGAUCCAUCUAUAUUUAAUGAUACUUUUGUGCAGACAUCAGUGCGCUGUAUUCAAGAUGAGAUUCAAAAUGAAACUUAUGUACAGACAUCUGUUCAAUGUCUUCAAGAUGAAAUUCAUAAGAGUUCUGUUGAUGAAUCUUUGUGCAAGGAGCUUGACGAGAGACUGCCUUUCAAACAGACUGAAUCAUCCUGCAUUGAAAAUUCAAGUGUACAAACUGAAAUUGAUGCUGAUUUCCUCAUAGGACCAAUUCUUCCAAACACUGAUAUCAAAGAACAAAAUGUAAACUCCUCCUUGAUCAGUAAUUCUGUGGCUGAAACUAAUGAAGAAACUAGUACAAAGGUUGUUAUAUGUAAUCAAACUUCUGAUAUUUCCUGUACAUCUAGCCAAAUUAGUGCUGCUAAUGUUCUCAGGAGUUCUUCUCAGGAUAUUGCAAUUGACAAUGAAAACAGUAAAAUAGAAACUGUAAAUUUUAGAACUAGAAACAACAGCUCUGAUGUAGCAUUGCAGGUUAACUCAACAGAAACAGAUUAUGCUGACAAAAUAUCUAAAACCGUAGCUGAAAAUGAACUACCUUUUGAUGCUGCAGUGAAAGUGGUUCAGCCUUGCUCAAAUGUUGAGGAUUCCAGCAAAGUACCAUCCAGCAAGGAGGAACUGUUAUCUCCAAAGAAAAGUGUAGAAAGAAAUAGAAGUGUUGGAACAGGAACUGAGGACCAAUAUUUAUCUAGAAUUGUGGACACAUCACCAGGAAAUAUCCCAAAGAUCCUCCUCUCUCGGCUCAGGGAAAAAUCAUCCAAGAAGAAUGGAGUUAUCAAAAGGCUACCAAGCAUUCGUCUAACCAGGGUAUGCUCACCAAUGAGCUCAAGUUGGUCUGAUUCUGAGUACAUUUGUUCUGUCUCAGAUUCAGAAGUUGGAACACCAACUGAAGUAAACACAAGUACAAUGGAUUCUACCUUGUCAGACUAUGCUAGCAAUGAUACCUUGGAUUCACAUCUACCAUCACGCAAGAAAAUGCAUAGCAAACAUCGUCAUAUGAAAGGUCAGAAGACAUUGGAAGAUUCUCUACCCAAGGAGGACAAUUGUAAUGCAAGUAUUCAGUGCUCAGACGAAAACUUUUCUCACAAAGAUGUAUCUGUAAACACCAGCUGUCAAACUCAUCAGUACUCCAGUCAAUCUGAGACAUCAAAUGAAUGCGGAAAAAUCUCUGAAAAGGUUCAAAGUCCUGACAAUGUUAACAUCAAUUAUUCUGAAGGGAUAAACUCAAGGCUAGAACCUGAAAGUUCAGAAAAUUGUUUAGUGCCAGUUCUUGCUGGUGAUGAAGGUAACGUAGCAGAGAGAGAAGAGACAUAUCCAGAAAGUGAUCAACAAAAUGUGCUAGAAGACAAAAAUCAAACACCUAAUGAGAGUGUUCAAACACUAGAUGAGCCUGUGCAAGAGUUGGGUGAAAGUGAGCAAGAUCUCACAGAAAAUGUUUUAACAGUGUCUAGGAAAGAUGUAUCCUUCCCAGAAACCAAACUUCUGUUAGAAAAAGACCAUCAAUCUGAUGAUCAAAAAGUGCACUGUCUACCUGAUGAAAGUGAACAUGAGAAAGUGGAUGAAUCACAACAGGUAGAUUUUUGUAAGGAUUUUGACAUCUCUGAACCUAUACCAGAUUCAUUCACUAAUGAUAAUGUGAAUACAUUGCCGACUGCUGAUCACAAUGGGUUGAAUAACGCUCUUGCAUCUGCAGAGGAGGAAAAGACAUAUCAGGAUUUGCCAGUGUUAAACUCUGAUGAAAAGGCUCAAAAUCUAAAUUCUUUGGAUACUUUAACAUCUAUUAGUGAUAGUGAAGUUGUAGCUUGUAAGAUUAAAGAAGUGGAUAUUGGUACAACUUCAAAUGUGGAACCAUUCCGUGAUAACAUGGGAACUUUAGAAAAUGUCAGUGUGGAACCUAAAAACAAUAUGCCAGUAGCUCUCUCUACAGCGUCUGAGGAUACUUCAGCCACCCAAGAAAGUGCUACUUCUACAUGUGAAAAAAGUGAGCUAGAUGGAAACUUAUCUAAUGUUACAGAUGUAUUGAAAGAACCUCUACAAAACCCUGAGGAAAAUGAAAUCAGUACAGAUGCUCACACUGUUACACCAAAAAAUUGGGCUCCUCAAGAAAACACUGUUUGUGCAGAGAGGAUUCUGCCUGACCACAGGCAAUGUCAUGAAAACUUUGACACAGAAUUCCAAUUGGAUCAGGCCAGAGGGCAACAAUUUUCUGUUCAGGAAAAUGAACCAAUUUCAAUACAGAGUGGGUCUGUAGAACAUUCUUCCAUUGUUCAGAAAACCUCCACAUGUGAUGAAAACUAUGUAGAAGACAUCCAUUCUGAAAUAUCUCCAGUCUUAUUUAAGUCUUGUUUAGAGGCAGGUAAGAGUUCACCAACACAACAUAGUUCCCAAAAUACUUCUUCAAAACUUGAGUGUGUGCUAUAUGCCCAUACAUUAAGUGAGCCUGCAGAUACAAACAUGACACUUUCAUCUAUACCUGUAGGUCAGUCUGCAAUCAGUGGAGAAAUAGAAAAGCCUACUGCAGAUGCAAUUAGCAAUUCUUUCAUUGCUCCUCCUCUUGACUUAAGCAGUCAAAAAGAAAAGGUAGAUUUAAAGGAAAAAGAAACGUCUUAUACAGUCAUUAAAGAACUCUCUAAAGAAGGAGGAACGGGAAACUUGAAAAGUUCCUCUCCAAAUUCUCAUGAAAGUAAUGAAAACUUGAUAAAUGAAAUUAACACCGCUGUAAAAGCCAAAGGAGAAACUUUGCUUGCCAAUGAAGAAAACCCUGCAGUGGGCUUAGAUACCCACAGUAUGUCUAGAGAUAACACUUCUAGUUGUGAAUCUGAGGAAGCAGUCAAAUCCACCCAAGAGUCCACAGGUGUAAAUGACAUGUCAUCUAACAGUAAUACAUCUUUAAGGGAAAGUGAAAAUUUAGUGUUGUUAACUGAUACUUUUAACACUUCAAGUUGUGCACAUUCUAACAGUGAUAGAAGUGAAAGUGAGCCCAUUAGGAUGGAUGAGCUUACAACAACAGAGGUUCCCGAAUUUCCUUGUUUCUCUCCAGAUCCUUAUAGAGAGGAUCAGUCUCAAUCUGAUUUGAAAAAUUUGGAACCAUUGCAGAAAGACAAAAGAGAAGUAGUAGAAGAAGUAAAUAUUACUACUGAAAGUGACUUACAAAGAGAGAAAGAAGCAGUAGAAGAAGCAACUAUUACUAUUGAAAGUGAUCUGCAAAGAGAGACGGCUUUACUCAGACAUGAGAGCGAUGAAAUUGUGAUUCAGAAAAAUCCACUUAUAAACUUGCAUUGUGAUGAGUUACCCGAUUCAAUUUCAUCAGAAGAUAUUUCAAAACAUCCAAUAUCUGAAACAGAACUAGUCGAUAAGGAUAAGGAUGGAAAUAAUUCCAAACAUCCACUAUCUGAAACAGAACUAGAUGAAAACAAUGCAAAUGUUUCUAAACAUCCACCAUCUGAAACAGAACUAGAUGAAAACGAUGCAAAUGAUUCUAAACAUCCACCAUCUGAAGCAGAGCUAGACGAAAAUGAUGCAAAUGAUUCUGAACAUCCACCAUCUGAAACUGAACCAGAUGAUAAGGAUGCAAAUGAUUCUAAACAUCCACCAUCUGAAACAGAACUACUCGAUAAAGAUGCAAAUGAUUCUAAACAUCCACUAUCUGAAACAGGACUAGACAACAUGGAUGCUGAUGAGUUAAUAGCACCAGUUUUCAGUGGUCCUAUACGUUCAAAUGACCUAAAUACCUCUGAAGUCGAGUCUCUGCAAGAUAGCACACAUGCUGCAUCUGGUCAAAUACCAGAAAAAUCAUAUGUUUCACUUUUAGAAAUCAAAGAAUCUAUUGCUUGUAAUGAUAUUUCUGAAUCUAAGCAAGUUGGUGUGCAGGUAGAAGACGAAUUUGAAAUAAGUACUGCCGAUAAAGACACGCAGAGCAGUAGUGAUGAUAGUUUCUCGCUUUCUGAUGAAGAAAGAGCGUUCCCUGACCCUCAAGAGCCUAAUUUUGAUGUAACCCAAAUUCCUCUUCCAGAUGAGUGCAUUGCAAUAAAAAACCGCAUUCUCAAGGCUAGAAGCCGAAAAAGACGUUUUGAGCGGAGAGAUGAAAACAUUAGUUCCACUUCUAAGAUAUUCAAUGAUACAGGUUCAUUUUCAAUUGGGGUGCAGUGCUUCAAGCCACAGGAUCCCAAAAAAUUGUUUGGUUUCAAAAGCAAAGCAUCACAAACUCAAAAAAUUAAAAUCAGUUUAUGCCCUCUUGAGCAGACAAGUCAAUCUGAUUCACACGAGAGCCAAACACUAAUGGAAGUUGUUGAAGAGGUUUCGAAAGUUCUGCAUGAAGGUGAAAGUAAUGCUGCUACUUUCCCUACGGACGUUCAGAAAUGUUUGUCAGCAUUAUCAUGUUCACCAAGAAGCCUAAAAGAAAGUGCACACACAUCAAGUAUGAAUCCAGGUAGGGAUGAAUGUAUUUUGUCUAAAACCUACCCUCCAAAAACUGCAGAAUCCCUUGGUAUGAUUGGGGUACAUACAUUCAAUACCUUACUUCCUACUUCUGUUAACAAAGGUCUUUAUAAUAAAGGCCAAUCUAUGGAUGACAAUGAGAGUGUUGAUUGCAAAAAAACUGCUAAAGAUAGCAGUACAUCAAAGGAAUGUGAUAGUCUUGAGAGUGGUUCCAGUGUGUUUGAAAACAUAAAAAUUGCAAAUUCAGUCAAUGUUGACUGUACAAAUGAGUCUGGAGAAUCAUCAUCUGUGCUUCUGAGUUGUUCCUCUGAAGCAAAAAACCCCAAAACAAGUACAGGGGUAGUUAUCUCUGAUUCUUGUGACCGGACAGAGAAUGAUCUCAUUAACAGCUUUGAAGAUAGUCAUGCUUCACCAAGCUGUUCCAAAGAAGUUCUGGCUUGUCCUGACGCUGAAUUAGAUGAUAAAUCAAUAGACAGUGCUCAAGAAAAAUGUAAUCUUCCUGACAAAACUGACCCUCCUUUUUGUUUUUGUGAUAUUUCCAUAGUUAAAAAAUUUAUUGAAAGGGAAAUGUCUGUUUCUGAGCCUUUUGACAGCUCUAUACAUAUGAAGACAUUAUUAAAUAAUAAAGUUCUUCCUCAACCAGAAGAAAUUAGAGAAACUGCCUUGUUUACUGAAGCAAUUGGCGACACUCAUAACUCUAUUUCUGAUACUGCUCAAGAAGUACCAUUAUCACGUGAUAGUGAAGCUACUUCGAAAAGCGAAGAAACUAACAAAUUAGUUGUUACUGAUUCAAGUAAUCCUUCUGACAGCAAUAAUAUGGUAACGUCUGUAUCAGUAAAUGUUACUGAAGAAGAGUUUCAGUACUGUAAUGAGAGUUUAAAGGAUCCAAGCCUCAUAGUAGAACACCCUAUUCCUGAACCUGGGGAGACUGACACCAAAGAAAAUGUUAAAAGCUUCCUGAUAAACAAACAGGAUGAGCAAGAUACAUACAAUCUAUUAAAAACUGAAAACUGCGAGAGUCCCAAGAAAAAUAUUGAGUCUGAAGAAGUGUGUUCAUCUAUUUGCAUUGGUGAGUCUGCCUUUGCUGAAGAAGAUAACCAACUGAAAAAGACUGAAAGUUUGGAUGGAUUUCCCAAUUUAGAGGAAAUUAUUGUUGUUGAAGAAGAAAAGAAAAUUGUUUGUGAUAUUCUAGGAGAAAAUGUGCCAUGUGUACAGGAGGAGAAUAUUUUUUUAAGUAAUAUUUUAGAAGAUCAAGGUUCUACCUUGUGUGAAACCAAAACUGAGACUCCUUUGUGCAGUACUGUUCUAGAUAGUUACCACAGAAGUGAAGGUACCAGCCAUGUACAAACUAUGUCAUCCACUGACACAUUAAAAAGUCUAGCUACUGAAGAAGCUUCAACAACCUGUGACAGUGAGAUAUUACCUAAUGACAAAGAGAUUGACUACAAAACAAGAAUGUGUCGUAACAAAGAGAUAAACAGUAAUUGUACUCGGUCUUUUGGGGAUGUUCACUUGGAGAUUGGUAAAACUAUGUGCAAGUUAUCAUCAGAGUGGCAGUCAAUUGGAUUUGGUGAAGAGGAGGAUAAGAUGAUCACUUCUUCAAAUGUGAAGAAGAGUAAGUCCUUAAAUGUGAGAGAAAGUAGUGCAUCCACCAAACCAAUGAUUUUGCCAGCAAUUCCUCAAAUUGAAAAUUAUCAAGUUGAUGAUGGGGACUCUUCAGCCAAACCAUCAGAUCAAAGCCAGUUGGCUUCUCAAGAUUCCAGUGAAGAUGAGCUCCCCCCAUUGGAUGCCCCAGUACUGGAAGCUGCAAGCAUUGCCACAGACUCUGACUCUGAUCGAGAAAUGCCUUGCCUUCAACCAGAAUCCAACGACCAAAUCUUGGCAAGUCUCUCGAAUCAAACUAUCAUCUCGCCAUUAGUUUCACCAUGCAUAGUAUCAGAAGUAGGAGAUUCGACUGCAGUUCUAGAGGCACGGUCCCCAGAGCCCACCGGCGAGGCCGAGGCGGCGGAGCAGAUCACGGCGCCCGCGAGUAGCUGGAAGGUGAGCCCCAUGUACGUCGGGUUGGCCCCACGCAAGGAAAUGCCAACCAAACGCACCCGCUCGCCAGACGACCUCGGGGACUCCGAUGACUCCCUCUCCGACGCCAGCACCAGCGACAGUGGGAGCAGCAGCAGCAGCCGCAGCAGCCGUAGCAGCCGCAGCAGCCGCUGCAGCCACAGUGAUGCAUCCAGGGACAGCUCUGGGAACAACAUGUCGAGAAGAAAGCCGAGCAAGCGGCGACGACGUGCAAGUGCGAGCAGCAGGUUGUCCAGCAGGCUUUCCAGUAGGCCUUCGAGCAGGAUGUCCAGUAGGCCUUCGAGCAGGCUGUCCAGCAGGCCGUCCAGUAGGCCAUCCAGCGGACCUUCCAGCAGACCCUCCAGCAGACCUUCUAGCAGACCCUCCAGCAGACCCUCUAGCAGACCUUCUAGCAGACCCUCCAGCAGACCCUCUAGCAGACCUUCCAGCAGACCUUCCAGCAGGCCUUCCAGCAGACCUUCCAGCAGGCCUUCCAGCAGACCGUCCAGCAGACCGUCCAGCAGACCGUCCAGCAGACCGUCCAGCAGACCAUCCAGCACACCGUCCAGUAGGCCUUCCAGCUCUGAGAGAGAAAUGUGCUGUUACCCGUCCGAGAUGGCUGACAUGGACAGAGCGCCCCGAGAGGAGAGCCCAGAGGCUGCCGCUGCAGAGGGGAAGCCCAAGGUCGCAGCGGAGGGGGAAGUGCAACUGACUGACGCAGCCACAGUGACAGAGGAGGUGGUCCGUGUCGUGGAGGAGGUGUUGGAGGCCGUGGAGCGGAGGCUCUUUGAUGUGGAAGACGUCCCCGUGGCCAUCGUUGAGUUAGUAGCCGAGGUCGUUGAAGAGGUGGCUCAGAUCGUCGAAGAAAGGGGCGACGUUACUGAAGAGUUGACUGAGUUCGGAGAAGGGGUGGCCGAGGUCGUUGAUGGGGUGCUUGAGGUCGUCGAAGAGGUUGAAGGAGAGUCUGAAGUAAUAGAAAUGCAAGUCGUCCAAGCGGAGUUUCCCUCGAACGAAGAGGAGGCAGGUCAAACUGUCGAUGUGGAACUGGAGGCGAUGGAUUCAAUGGUCGUGGGGGCCGAGUGCGUUGAUCGCAUUGAGAUCUCAGACAUUCGGUCUGUCGCUAACGACCUAAACGAGUGGACUGGCGCCGGUGCUGACGUGGUGCCCGUCCACAUGGAUUCGUUGUACAACUGGCCCUACGUGGAGGAGGUUUUCUCCACAGAGGAAGUCUUGCAGGAAGAGGUGGUCCAGACGGAGCCCAUUCAAGAGUCAGACAUUGAGGAGGGUCAUGGUGUAGCCGCGGAGGGUGACGCGGUGGGUGACGCGCGCCCGCAGCUCAGGUGCAGCCUCAGCUUGGCCCGUAUCCUCAUGGCUGGUGAAAAUCUGGUGCUGGGCCCGGCCAAGGUUGCUGUCCGGUCCACCGAUUGCCCGACCAGGUCGCCGUCGUCGGGGUUUUCAGACGCUUCCUGCCAACGGGGAAGGGCGCGUGGAAGUGGCCCUUGGAAAGUGGUGGAUCGUGACCAGAGCACCGAGUCAGUCCGGAGCGUCCACUCAUGCGCGUCCCUCGAAGAGAACAACAACCACCUCCCCGGCACACCUGGCCCACCCACCAAAAGUCCAGUUCCCGGCCCUAUCAUCAAAGUAAGCAAGCUCAUCCUGAAGAGACCAAGCGAGCACGAGCACUUGACAAAUAGAUCAUCCACGGACGACAGCAUCGUUCCCAAGACGAAAGGUGCUCUCAAGAGUUAUCAUGUUGAUUCCGAGAGGUCGAAGCGCGGGUCGCGGCGCAGCGGCAGCCGCGGCAGCCAUGGCGGCCACGGCAGGCGGCGUUGGUACUCCCAGCUCUCGCCGGCCAGCUCUGCGCGGCCCUGCUCUCCCGGGGCCGGCGUGCACGACUCCGAGGUUCCCAAGGUGAUCAUCAAGCGUCAGUUCGUGCCGCCGGGUCCCAGGCCGGGGGCUGGCGAUGACCCCGGCGGUGGGGCCUGGGCGCGGCGCCGCCUCGCCGCCCCGCAGUCAGCCUCGUGGAGCAUGCAGCCCGUCGUGGUCCUUCAGCGCGACCCCGCCGUGGACGCGUUGGCCAAGCCCGCCCAGCGGGACUUCUCGCGGGACCGGCGGCACGGGCGCGAGCACCGAGACUCGCACCGCCGUCACUCCGGACCCCGCAAGCGGUCCCGGUCUGAGCGCGACAGGGAGCGGGGGCGGGGCCGGGAUCGAGAUCGCAGCCGCGGGCGGAACAGGGAGCGCCCGCACUCGCUGCAGAUCCGGACGGAGGUUACCGAUGGCCUGGAAGAAUCCGGCCCGAUAAAGCGUCGCAAGAAGUGGUCUUCACUCAGUCACGACGUGGACCCGAGCUACCGCGAUAGGCACCGCGCGGAGGACGCGGCGAGCUGCGCCAGCGACACCCUCCACGUCAUGGAGCUGGUGAAGCGCUGGCGGCAGGCUGAGCCCCAGGCCACCCCGUCGGGCCAAGACACGCCCAUGCCGCUCUCGUCUCCGAGCCUGGACACAACCUUGACGACCUUGGAAGGCCUUGGUGGACUCUGCCCGAGCCCCGUGCCGCCGCCCCCUGUGCAACCGGAGCCGCCCGCGGCGUCGACCACUUCGCCCCGGCCGGCCGGCGUGCACCAGUGCGAGGCGUGCCUCGCCGACCUGGGUGAUGCCGAAGAGAAGGCAAAUCACAUCAAACUGCAUCCCUACCACUGCCAGCGCUGCCAUCAGGCCUUCGCCUCCCAGAAUGAAUUUAUGCAACACUUGAGAGCAGUUCAUCCGAAUACACAGCAACUGCAUCAUUGUCUGCUGUGCCUGAAAACAUUUUCUACCGAGCGACAGCAUGCUGAGCACAUGAAAGGGUGGAGUCAUUGUCACAUGGAGAGGGCUCAGCGGCGGACUAUUCACACAUUAUUCCGAAUGUUUACUGGUUCUGACUGCCCUCGUCUAAACCCUCUCACUCCAGAGGAGACACAAUCUUUGGACUGGCUGCCUAGUGACCCUGGUGUAAUACACUUCUACCACCAAGCAACACCUCUUCAACUAGCUACUGAGGAUCGGCCUUUACAUCGUGGCAGCAUGUGUGGUCAAUCCUCUUCCGGAAAAGACCAAACACUCCUCGACUAGUAGUAUUGUGGUAGUAUCAUAUGACUGAAUCUACUUAAAUGUGAUCCAAUCAUUUGAUCUGUUGUUAACCUUAAUGAGUGAUUUACCUUACUGAAGGACCUAUGGGGGAAGCAUAAUAUAAUUCUUUAUUUAUGAUAAAGUAGUAUUGAAAACACCAUUACUUAAAUUCUGUGUUUUAUUUAUGAAGACCAAAGAAAAGAGUAUUGUUGCUCUUUUUUAUAGACAUUUGCUGGGACCAAAUUUUCAGAGAGGUAGCACACAAUUUGCCUUUGGUUGUGUGUUGUUCGUCCAUCUUUAUGUAUUGGAAAACUAUGAUUUUUGUUGGUCUUGAACGACAUUGUUGACGUGUGUGUGUGUGCGUGUGUGUUUGUAAGAAUUCUCUGAACAUAAGCAUAAUCAUUGUAUCUCUAUCAUUCUUGUCAUUUCAUGUUCAAGUUGUUGUUUAGUCAAUAUAUUCCAUUUUAUUUUGUGUUCUGUGUUAUGCCAUAGUAUUUGGUAGUUAUAUUUCUAAUAUGUUUAUGAAAGUGUAGAUAUUUUUAUCUUUGUAUACCUUUGAUUGUUUAUGUGUGCACAAGGUGUUGCAAGAUUAGUCGCACCUUACCAGAUUUAGUCAUUUUCAGUCACUUUAGCAAUUGUUGAUAAUUUCAAAGUUUUACUGAAAGUUUUUUUUAUGAGUUUUUUUUUUCUUUCCCACCAUGUUUACUUGUGAUCUCUUGUUACUAUGGUGAAUGCACCACACCUGGAUGAGAAUGUGAACAUAUAGUCUAUUUUAUUUGUGUUAUAUGUAAUUUUAUCUUAGGUAAAACAAUUUCACACUACAUGGUAAGUCUAGAAAAUUGUUUGAGGGAAAUGACUCAUGUAUUUUACUAAGUUAAUUUCUUAAAAAAAAAAUUGUACUGGAUUGUCCCAUUUUUGAUGGGUCAGAACUAAACUCAACAGGGUAAUAACAAAAAUUGACCAAGUUAUAGAGUAUACAAACACUGAUUGUUGAAGUAGUCAAAGAAAUCUAGAUAAGUCAUCAAAUUUAGAACUUUCUGGUUGUGUCUGACAUUUUGAAAAAAGAGAAAUUCCAUCUGACUUCCUAGGUUUUGGGGAAAGUUCUAGGGGUACCCCCUCUGGAGGUACUCCCUUCAUUAUUUUAAUGUGAAAUUUAAUUGAGGGGGCACCUUUAGUUAGUACAUACGCCAGCUCUAGAAGUCUUUCUGCCUGCAAUACUUUAUUUCUAAUCACAUAGUGUCAGAGUGGUUCCUGUUUCCCAAUUGUAUAAACCAAGACUUCAUUCUUAUGUGACUGACUUCUAUAAAUUAAUUUGGAUGCUUAUCUGACGUCUAUUCAAAGACUUAAAAAUUUUCAGGAGGUUUAACUAUUGUUCCUGUUAUGUUACCCAGUUUUGAUUAUGACAACCAAUGUGAGUAGGUGAACAGCUUAAGUUGAGUUUUCACCAUAGCUUAUAAUACAAAGCUCGAUUUUCAUUAAUAUUUUACCAUAUUUUAGGUAGUUUGUGCUGGGGAGAGUUUGAACUUGAUUUUUAACUAUUGCUAUAAAUAUUUGAAAUACUAAGUAUGACUUUGAUUAUACCUAUUUCAAAUGUUGAUGUCUGCAAUGUGGGACACAUAUAGUUUUUGUUGGUGUUUGGGUAUGGAAUGGGGGAACUUUUUAUAGAUAUUAACUCAGGAUUUUUGCAUAGCAUUCAUGUGAAAUUUAUUGUAAUUUAUGAAAUGUGUGUCAAUGCAUUGUGUUAUUCAUAUUUUGUUAAAACUUGUAUAAAUUCUAUUCUAUGUGCUUUUGUGAUGUGAAUACUGCUGUACACUUCACCCUAAUAUACUUCAAUGAUUGUUAAGUUUGGAAAUUUGUCUUGGUCUAAUGGUGUAACCUGUCACAAAUUACACUUUGUAUUUUUGAAAACAAAGAAAGGAAUGCUGUAGUUACGUGCAUUGUGUAUCGUCUACCAAAUUGUCUUAUUUUUGUGUGUGUGAUGAAUUAUUUUAUAGAAACUUGUGACUUGUUUUCCUUUCUUUGUGUUGUGUUGUUGAGUUCUGGAAGUCUCUAUCUGCUGAUUGGAUUGAAGUAAAUUGUGCAUGUUAUAGCACAAUGGAAUGUGCAUUUUCAAUUAAUGUUAGAGAUUUGAUUCAAUAGAAGAUGAUGGAAAUGUACUCACAAUGAAAUGAAAGAUUUUUUUUUUCUCAGAGUCUGAUAUAUUUAUCUUUUAGGUCCAAACUUAUUCUUUCAAUUACUUAAGGUGUAUCUGACCAAAAGACCCAACAACCCUUAUUUCGCCAUGUAUUUUACAUCAGUGCCUUAUUUCACAUUGGUGAUGUUAUUAAGUGGGACCAAAUUACAGUCUAAAGUGCAUUGAGAGACUUCUAUUCAAAAUGUAGUUCAUCAUGAACAAAUUCUUAUGGUAAAUUAAUUUAUGGCAACAUUGAAUGAUUGCUUACGAAUUGGGUCUUAUGCGGCAAAGGGUUCGUGCAAUCUGAAUUAUUUCAAUUGAUCAUAGGGGCUGUGUGUCAUCGUUUUCUUCGAAUACCCCAUAUAAGACUGUACUCCCCUCUUUAAAAAAAAUUAAAACAUAGACAUUUGUACUUUUUAUAAAUAGUUUUUUUUUUUUUUUUUGACAAUUCUGUUUCUGGAUUUUAAUUUUUUUUAUCGUUGAAGUAUGACUCAAAUGUUAAGUUUUAAAAGAAAAACCCCUUUUUUGUUGUUGUAUCUUACUCUUUCCUGGGGGAGGGAGGAAUUUUAAAGGAAUAGAGGAUGUGACCCAACGGUCAUAGUCAUCAUGGCAACUCUGUAAAGUUACGUAUCUGCUAUAGUAGCCAUACACCAGCAUACAGCACGCUAAGUUAAAGAAAUGUCAUAAUUUUAGUUGUUCUUAAGUAUUUUUAUUAUGAAUUAAAUUCAAGUCAAAUCCCUUAGUUUGAGUUCUAAAUGGUAGGGAAUGCGGAGUUGCCAUUUUGACUUUUGCUGCUGGGUCACAUUGUCUAUUUGGUAAAACUCCUGUUGACACUUGUUUACACUAAAUUAGUUGUGUGGCUUACAAGAGGUGUGACCAAAGAUAGUGGGAUGGUGUGACUAUAAGAAAUAUGUAUAGGAUGAAUUUGCUGUACAGCCUAUCAUGAUAACGUCUAGGUAAAUUGUUACACAUUGUUUGCACUUUUUUUGUCAAUUAUUUAAGUGUGCUGUGAUAAUAAAACAUCAAUGUGUGUAUAUAUUAGUAGUUUCUACAGUAAUUUGUAUGUUUGAACUACUACUAACUGUAUGAAAUUGGUGUGAAAUUUUGUAUUUUCCCAGUGCCUGUGGCAUUUAACUACAACUUCAUAAUCUUCUCUUAAGGCCUUAAGAAAGAGGGAGUAUAUAGGAAUUUUCCCAGAUGACACCAUGAAAUAAUAUACUCCCGUUAAGUAGUUUGGAAAGCUCUUAAACCGCAAACCCUACCCAACAGACUACUUUACUGUAUAUGUAGUGUGUUAGGUAGUGUUUGCUUCUUGAAAUUUUGCCUGAUGUAAAGUAGCAAAAAUUCAUGAGGGUAAUUACGCAAAGAGGGUAUGUUAACUUUUUUUUUUCAAGCAAAAGAUCUAAAU
This is a messenger RNA of Frankliniella occidentalis (western flower thrips), 16479 nucleotides long. RefSeq lists its product as uncharacterized. The record is from RefSeq and is a predicted model, not a curated record. The coding region runs from base 167 to 12901 and encodes 4244 amino acids. The transcript has 7 exons. Lineage: Eukaryota; Metazoa; Arthropoda; Insecta; Thysanoptera; Thripidae.